AACAGACAGCCCAGAAUGAAGAAAGCAAGCAGGAGUGUUGGCUCAGUGCCCAAAGUGCCUGGAGUAAAUAAAACUCAAACAGCUGAAAAAGCCAAACCAGAAAACGGCUCCUCAGUGUCUGCAGUAACAAAACUCUCCAAAACUGGAACAUCAGCAUCUCUUUUGAAGACUAAGAGUAACGAUGACCUCUUAGCAGGGAUGGCUGGUGGUGGUGGAGUGACAAUGACCAAUGGUGUCAAGGCAAAGAAGAGCACUUGUGUAUCAACAGCAUCUUCAGCUUCAGGGACGACCAUGAACAGUCUGGAAAAUAAACCCAAAACUAUUGCAGGUACAAGUUCCACAACUAAGCGUAGCACUUCAUCUGGAAAUAAAGAGUCAAGCUCUUCUAGAGAAAGAAUACGCGAUCGUUCUCGUUUAAGUCAGAGCAAAAAGCUACCUUUGACCGGACAGGGGACCAACGAUACGGUACUGACAAAACGCUCCCGUAGUCGCACCAAUCCAGAAUCGGAUAUUCGAAUGAGCAAGUCCAAAUCAGACAAUCAAAUCAGUGACAAAGCUGCAUUGGAAGCAAAGGUGAAUGAUCUUUUGACAUUAGCAAAAACUAAAGAUGUGGAAAUCUUGCAUCUGCGGAAUGAACUAAGGGAUAUGCGUGCUCAGCUGGGACUUAACGAAGAUCAACUUGAAGGUGAUGAAAAAUCUGAAGAAAAAGAGGCCAUUGUUGUCCAUCAGCCAACUGACGUAGAGUCUACGUUGCUACAAUUACAGGAACAAAACACUGCCAUCCGAGAAGAGCUCAACCAGCUGAAGAAUGAGAAUCGAAUGUUAAAAGACAGACUAAAUGCAUUAGGCUUUUCUUUGGAACAAAGGCUGGACAACUCUGAAAAACUCUUUGGCUAUCAGUCUUUGAGUCCAGAGAUUACAGCUGGCAACCACAGUGAUGGUGGUGGUACUCUGACAUCGUCAGUGGAAGGUUCGGCUCCUGGAUCAAUGGAAGACUUGUUAAGUCAGGAUGAAAACACUUUGAUGGACAAUCAACAUAGUAAUUCCAUGGAUAAUUUAGACAGUGAGUGCAGUGAAGUUUAUCAGCCACUGACAUCAAGCGAUGAUGCCUUAGAUGCUCCAUCAUCUUCAGAGUCUGAAGGUGUACCAAGUAUAGAAAGAUCUAGGAAGGGAAGCAGUGGCAAUGCGAGUGAAGUGUCUGUAGCUUGUCUGACAGAACGAAUACAUCAGAUGGAAGAGAAUCAACACAGUACAGCUGAAGAGCUCCAAGCCACGCUUCAAGAGCUUGCAGAUUUGCAACAAAUAACACAAGAGCUAAACAGUGAGAAUGAAAGACUUGGAGAGGAAAAAGUAAUCCUUAUGGAAUCUUUGUGCCAGCAAAGUGACAAGUUAGAACACUUCAGCCGUCAGAUUGAGUAUUUUCGGUCCCUUUUAGAUGAACACCAUAUUUCAUAUGUAAUUGAUGAAGAUAUGAAAAGUGGUCGCUACAUGGAGUUAGAGCAACGUUAUAUGGACCUUGCAGAGAACGCUCGGUUUGAGCGAGAGCAGCUGUUAGGUGUUCAGCAGCACUUGAGCAACACUUUGAAGAUGGCAGAACAAGAUAACAAGGAGGCCCAAGAAAUGAUAGGGGCAUUAAAAGAAAGAAAUCACCACAUGGAACGGAUUAUUGAAUCAGAGCAGAAAAGCAAAACAGCGAUAGCAUCUACCUUGGAGGAGUACAAAGCCACAGUAGCCAGUGACCAGAUUGAGAUGAACAGGCUGAAAGCUCAGUUAGAGCAUGAAAAGCAGAAAGUGGCUGAGUUGUAUUCUAUACACAACUCCGGAGAUAAAUCAGACAUACAGGAUUUGCUGGAGAGUGUCAGGCUGGAUAAAGAAAAAGCAGAGACAUUGGCCAGUAGUCUGCAAGAAGAGCUGGCACACACUCGCAAUGAUGCCAAUCGAUUGCAAGAUGCCAUUGCUAAGGUUGAAGAUGAAUACAGAGUGUUCCAAGAAGAAGCCAAGAAACAAAUUGAGGAUCUCAAUGUGACUCUAGAAAAACUUCGGACAGAACUGGAUGAAAAAGAGACUGAGAGAAGUGACAUGAAAGAAACUAUCUUUGAGUUGGAGGAUGAAGUAGAGCAGCAUCGUGCUGUGAAGCUUCAUGACAAUCUCAUCAUAUCUGAUUUGGAGAAUACAGUUAAAAAACUUCAGGACCAAAAGCAUGACAUGGAAAGAGAGAUAAAGAAUCUUCACAGGAGACUCCGGGAGGAGUCAGCAGAAUGGCGUCAGUUCCAGGCUGAUCUACAGACUGCAGUGGUUAUAGCAAACGAUAUAAAGUCUGAGGCCCAGGAAGAGAUAGGAGACCUGAAGCGUAGAUUACAUGAAGCUCAGGAGAAAAAUGAGAAGCUCACUAAAGAGUUGGAGGAAAUAAAGUCGCGCAAGCAGGAAGAGGAACGUGGUCGAGUGUACAAUUACAUGAAUGCUGUAGAGAGAGAUUUGGCAGCUCUGAGACAAGGAAUGGGCCUGAGUCGCAGAUCAUCCACCUCCUCAGAGCCAACUCCUACUGUGAAAACACUCAUCAAGUCUUUUGACAGUGCCUCCCAAGUUCCAAGCCCUGCUGCUGCCACAAUUCCUCGCACUCCCCUGAGCCCAAGUCCCAUGAAAACUCCCCCAGCUGCUGCUGUAUCCCCUAUGCAGAGGCAUUCUAUAAGUGGACCAAUCUCAGCUUCAAAACCCCUCGCUACGCUGACAGACAAAAGACCGAGCUAUGCUGAAAUCCCUGUUCAAGAACAUUUGUUGAGAACAUCUUCUACCAGCAGGCCAGCGUCUUUGCCAAGAGUACCCGCUAUGGAAAGUGCCAAAUCUAUUUCUGUCUCUCGAAGAAGCAGUGAAGAAAUUAAACGGGAUAUCAGUGCACCUGAUGGAGCAUCUCCAGCAUCUCUCAUGGCAAUGGGUACCACCUCACCACAGCUGUCACUCUCAUCUUCUCCUACGGCAUCAGUCACUCCUACAACCAGAAGUCGAAUAAGGGAAGAGAGGAAAGAUCCCUUGUCUGCCCUAGCAAGAGAAUAUGGAGGAUCUAAGAGAAAUGCCUUGCUGAAAUGGUGCCAGAAAAAAACAGAAGGAUAUCAGAAUAUCGACAUAACAAACUUCAGCAGUAGCUGGAAUGAUGGCUUGGCUUUCUGUGCAGUCCUCCAUACAUACCUCCCAGCCCAUAUUCCCUAUCAAGAACUAAACAGCCAGGACAAGAGAAGAAACUUCACGUUGGCUUUUCAGGCAGCUGAAAGUGUUGGCAUCAAAUCUACUCUGGACAUCAAUGAAAUGGUGCGAACUGAGCGUCCAGACUGGCAGAAUGUCAUGCUGUAUGUUACAGCAAUUUACAAAUACUUUGAAACCUGAAACCGUAAUAAUUCAACAGCUCUAUGGGAUAGAACCAACAUGAGCUACGAGGUGGAAAUCUUACUGAAAUGCUAAUCCCCAUUUCACUGAAAACUGGCAACAUUUGAGUCCCUUCAAACUUCAGUGACACUAUCCUGGAUUGCCUCAGAUUGCUUCAGCUACUAAGCCUGGAAACAACUGUUUAAAAGCAAGAACUUGUUGCCACAGUGCUUGGAAUAACCCCAGUUAUUAAGCUAUUCAGAUUAAUUAUGUAGCCUAAAGAGCCUGGACUACUUAUGUGCUGCCUUUCCAGCCAGACUUCCUGAAGCUUUCUUUCCUAGGAGAGUGAGAUGAAUGGAUCCUCUAGCAUAUAGGAGACUAAAUGUACGGCUAAAGCUUUGAGAAGGAGAAGGAUAACAUGGCGUCGUAUUACUGAACUUUCUGUAGCAUCCUGAUACCACAGAGUCUGAAUAUUCUACCCACAGCAUAUGGCACCCCGAUACAGUAGAGUUCUUAAUGGUAAUUUAGUUACUGCCUUUACAGCUAUUUUCCCUCCUUUACAAUGUGCACAAUAUUCUAGGAAGACAAGCUUUUAUUUCGUAAUGACAAAUCGAGUGGAAAAGUGCUCUCAGUACCUCGAAAAAUUUGGCACAGAAGAACUCUUCAUUCUAAAGCUUCAUUAUAAGCCUACCUCUGUCACAGUGAUGUGGCUUCCAACUUUAUCUUACAGAUUGUAAAGACUAGCACAUACAGCUCCUGGUUUUCAGGGUACACUGUACUUCAAGGAAUCUGUCCAAACUCCCGUGCUUCCAUUAGAACAGAAAUUAAUCAAUAAUCAACCCUUGUGCCGUUUGUUCUUCCCCCUCUUCCUCCUUUGCCUGUAUAGCACGCACAGCUACCCCAGGCUUUACUCUACAGCAAUACGAGCAUACGUCAUGGAUAUCUGUGGUAGAAUUUUGGAACUGGAAUAGCAUUUCCUCUGCAGAGAAGAUAUUUUCAAUAAGGUGUAAUAAUGAAGUAGUUUGUCUCCAAAUCCAGCUUUGCCAUGUUUUCUGUGUGUUUUUCAUUGAUCUUGCACAUCCUCAUCUGACAGAAGGUGAGACGUUCUCUGACAAGAACUGUGGAGGUACUGAUGUAAUGUGUAUACACCCAGUAAUCUCGAAUAUUGUGUGGAAAUGACUCACAAUCGCAAGGAAGGAAUUGAGAAACUUUAGUCUGCUCAGCUUCUAUUUUCCUAAAAUGUACCCGAAUUCAUGCAACAGCUCUCGGGCAAAAGAGUUCAAGUAAGUGCCUUAGCGAUCAUUGAAUUGAUACAUCCUGGCACUUCAGGGCCUUGUGCAGAAUGUUAAUGGCUCAGAACGAUUUCAUAUAUCCAUUUGUCAUUAGCUGUUUGUUGUAAUCUUGUUUGUCAAGUCAAGGGAAGACUUCACUCUAUCGUUGCUUCUGCCUAUUAUUUUUCGGAAUACUUAUCAGCAGUUAAGCCACAGUUGAACAUCUUUUAUUAAUAUUAGGCAGAAGCCUACUUUGGAAGUGAGUUCUGUAACAACUGCUAUUUAUAAGCACAUGCUCUUUCAACACAUUAACCCUGUUAUAAAGAAAAUUAAUCUGCCAUUCCUAUGGUGCUCUUAUGACUGUUAAGGACAGUUUGAAUGUCAUAGAUGUUAACCCAGUGAAUGCAACUGUGCUUGGCAUCUGUGAAACUUCAUCAUGGUAUAAAAGCACAGAUUUAACUCAAAAUUAUUGCCAAAUCCAAAAACCUGUCAUCUGAUGAACAUAGCCCAUGUGAAGAGUAAUAAUUCAGCAUGUCUCUUGCAGCUAGCAUUAUAUAAAAAUAUAUGCUUACACUGUUAUGUGCCUGUGAGAAUUACAAAAAUUUGCAGAAUAACUACUUAAUCCAUGCUGAGGGCCUUUGGAGAAGUUUUCAGAGCAGCAGUGUCUCAUACAUUCUCAUAAUUUUUUAGAACGCUAAAAGUAGCUAGAUACCCUCAGAUUAUUAAUUGGUGCAUUUGAAGAGCCAACGUAAUCUAAAGACAAUUGUUGCAAGAGAGGCUUCGAGUGAAAAAUCUUCAUCAACAGAUUUUAAUAAAAGUCUGAAAUACAAUUUCCUCUCCCGUAUAUUUCUUCAAAAAUUUUUGUUUACUUCAUUUCUUCAAAUAAGUUUCAAUAAGAAUAGUCUUAUUGGAAAUACGUUAUUGCUAUCUCACAUUCCAUCUCUUACUACUAAAUUCCAGGUUUUGCCAAUUUGUGUUUAAAAAACCUAUUCAUCCUCUGAACAGACAUUCUUAUGAAUACGAUUGUCUUAUUCAUGGCCUUAGAUUUUAAGAAAAUAUUUUUCUAAUGAAAAUGCUAGCAUUUCUUGGUCUAAAUUCACUCAUGACCUGCUUUGUUAAGGUAAUUUGAGCUUUAAGCUGAUUUUUUUUCUGCCCAAUGGUCAACUUCAUUUACCUGGAAUGUCUUAUUAGUCCCUAACUGAAAUAACACUAACAGUAUAACCAUUUGUAAAAGGAUACCUUUUCCAGAUACUUUCUGUUAAAAAGAUCAGCUGCUGGUCUUCAGAGAGAGAGAAAAGUUAUUAGUAAUUAUAAAAAUGAUCUUGUUUUGAACUUCAGAGCUCUGUAAACUUCUUCUUAGUAUGAUCUGUCUGAUAAACCUCUGGUGAAUUCAUAUCUGUAAAGGAACAUUGGGUUUCAUGAAGAGGCUUUUUUAUAAUGAUAUAUCUGAGCCUUUACAUGUAAGAUGCUGCACAGCUGUCCGAGUGGAAGUAAUGAAGCAAUGGAAGAUCUAAAACAAACGUAAUGCCCUGCUGCGCUCUACAACAUGUUUUUUCUGAAGGUUCAAACUGCAUUCAAUUUUUCAAGAGGAAGAAUAGCUGUAGCCCUUCUGGAUGUGGAUGAUACUGCUCUGUUUGGUUCCUACUUAUAGUUAAUCCUGAAGCAGCCUGUUUUUUUGUGCAAGUUUAUGCUGAUUAACUUUCCUUUUCUUUUUGAUCCAGAAAAUAUUUCUGAAUGUACUAAAAAAGGACAAAUAUUUUAUUGUUAAUUUGUAUUUCUAUUAUUGCAUUUGAAUAUGUGCCUUGCAAAUGCCUGUGCUGUAGUGUAUCGGGGUUACUCACUGCCACUGUAGGGGUGGGGUGGGCAACAAAACGGAGCUGUCGAACGUAUUGAUGCAGAUAUAGCUAUAUCAUCUUCUGGCUCCUGUUCACUGAAACAAUUCCAUAGAUUGGAGAGGUCAGUUCAGAGCCAGAUGUGUAUUCAGUUUGGCUAGUUGUUGUCCUGAUGCAAGAUCAUCAGCAAUGAACUGAAUGAACAGUUAUGGGGUUUUCUUUACUAAAAAAGAAGGGAUGAGAGGAAAAACUGAAUUUUGGUUAUUCAGGAAAACUCUAUCAGAGAAGUUCUGAUAUGGAUUAUCUAACAAUAACGGAGCUGAGGUGACUUCAGAAUGGAUUACAUUUGAUUUGGUUUUCAGUUGGUUUUGUUUGAUCUAGUUUGAUUUGUUGUCUUGUAUAUUUAAAUAGAAACACUAAUUUAGUAUCUCUGGUGUGAAUCUCUGGCCCUCACAAAGACCUCUCAUUCUUAUGCCUCUGAAAAAUUGUGAGUGAAAUUUUCCCUUUUAAAAUUGUGUUUGUGGAUAGGUUAUCUAGAAUAUA
This is a messenger RNA of Gavia stellata (red-throated loon), 7003 nucleotides long. RefSeq names its product sperm antigen with calponin homology and coiled-coil domains 1 like (gene SPECC1L). The transcript has 15 exons. Gene Ontology annotation, cellular component: filamentous actin; microtubule organizing center. Gene Ontology annotation, biological process: actin cytoskeleton organization. Gene Ontology annotation, molecular function: protein binding. The record is from RefSeq and is a predicted model, not a curated record. NCBI's taxonomy places the organism in Eukaryota, Metazoa, Chordata, Aves, Gaviiformes, Gaviidae. Bases 16 to 3378 code for a protein of 1120 amino acids.